AUGGGGAGCCUUGGUACACUCUCGUUCACGGAAUCAAAUUCCAAGUUUGACUAUGAUGUCCUCGUCAUUGGAGCCGGCCUUAGUGGCCUCUACUCCCUGAUCAAGAUGCGACAAUUGGGGUUGAGAGUGAGAGUGUUAGAGGCCGGAGCAGGCGAAGGUGGCACCUGGUUCUGGAACCGGUACCCUGGCGCUCGGUUUGAUUCCGAGAGUUGGUCCUACAAUUUUUCAUUUUCUCAAGAACUUCUAGAGGAAUGGAGUUGGACAGAGCAUUUUGCACCUCAAACGGAAACUCUGAAAUAUUGUCAAUUUAUCUGUGAGAAAUUCGGUUUAAGGGGCGAUAUCCAAUUCAACACUCGGGUCAAAUCAGCGCAUUGUCAGGACAGUAACUCUUGGCUACUCACCGAUGAGACUGGCAAACAGUACUCCUCGCGCUUUCUCAUCACCGCUAUGGGCCUUUUAAAUCAAGCCACGUACCCAGAUAUUCCAGGCGUCGCCGAUUUUGAGGGGGUAUCGAUGCAUACGUCUCGCUGGCCAGAAGGUAUAUCGCUAAAGGAUAAACGCGUUGGGAUAAUUGGCACCGGCGCGACUGGCAUUCAGACCAUCCAAGAGAUUGUGAAGACUGUCGGCCAUCUUACAGUGUUUCAGCGGAAUCCGAACUGGUCCGCACCACUACAUAACGCCAAGAUCACCCCUGAAGACAUGAACGAGAUUCGAUCGAGAUAUCCCGAGAUAUUCAGAUUAUGCAAUGAGUCAUGGUCAUGCUUCGUCCACGGAGCCGAUAAGCGAAGAACGUUCGAUGUCCCCAAGGAAGAGCGAGAGGCGUUCUGGGAAGAGCUCUACUCGAAGCCCGGGUUUGCAAAGUGGCUCAGCAAUUUCGGUGAUAUCAAUACCGACAAGGCUGCGAAUGCCGAGUUUUCGAAUUUUAUCGCUAAGAAAAUUCGACAACGUGUGCAUGAUCCUGCCACAGCGGAGAAACUAAUACCCAGGGAUCACGGCUUCGGCACGAAAAGAGUUCCUCUAGAGACAUUUUAUUUUGAGGCUUAUAAUCAGCCGAACGUUCGCUUACUCGACAUCAAGGAAGACCCUAUUGAGAGGAUUACCGAAAACGGCAUCAAGACACGAGAUGACUUUGUCGAGCUAGACAUUUUAAUCUAUGCUACUGGGUUCGAUGCCAUUACCGGUGCAUUCUCCGCGAUCGACUUCCGCGGCAUCGACGGCCAAAAGAUCAUGGACACAUGGGCAGAAGGUCCACGCACGCAAAUGGGACUAUUCGUCCACAAAUUCCCAAAUAUGAUGAUGAUUCUCGGGCCUCAUCAAAUGUUUGGGAAUAUCCCCAGGAGCAUCGAGUACGCGGUGAAUUGGGUGUCGAGCUGCAUAGAAUAUUGCCGCGAUCACAAUAUUACGCGGAUUGAGGCAACGCCUGAAGGAGUUGAGAGGUGGACUGAGCACGUUCAUAAAUGUUCGGAAGGUCUCCUGGCUAAUGAAGUCGACUCUUGGAUGACUGGCGUGAACAAGAAUUUGAAGCACAAGCAAACUCGGAUCAUCGCCAGAUACAAUGGUCCCGCCCCCGGUUAUAGGGCUUUGACGAAGGGGGUGGCAGACAGAGGAUACGUCGAUUUAACCCUAGGAUGA
Molecule: messenger RNA, 1632 nt
Organism: Exophiala aquamarina CBS 119918
Lineage: Eukaryota; Fungi; Ascomycota; Eurotiomycetes; Chaetothyriales; Herpotrichiellaceae
Exons: 2
Coding region: 1-1632 (543 amino acids)
Source: RefSeq, a predicted model, not a curated record